AUGGGUCAUCCGGGGGCCGCUGCGGUGCUGCACCGAACCGACUUCCCAGCAUUUCCGCACGAGCCCUACAGCAUACAGCGGGACCUGAUGCGCUCUCUGUACGAAGCACUCUCAAAGGGCGGAGUUGGGUUUUUCGAGUCGCCUACAGGCACCGGGAAGACGCUCUGCCUGAUAAGCGCCUGCCUGCACUGGCUGGAGGACUCGCGCGCUGCCAGCGCCACUGCCCCGAAGGCCGAAGAGGGAGCGGCGGUAGCUGGCGGGCCGCACAUGCCGGAUUGGAUGAGAGGCCAUGCGGAGCGCCUGGAGCGGGACCGCCAGGCCCACCUACUCCGGGCCCAGAUGGAACGCCUGGAGGUUUUGCGCAGCGCCCGACGCCAGCGAGGCGCGCGACCGGCGGCGGGUGCGAAGACAGGGCCCGGUGGAGCACCAAAUGACGCUGACGAAUUCAUCCUCGAGGAGGUGGAGGAGGGUGCAGCGUCCGAGCCUGGCGCCUCCAGGAAACGCCCGGUGCUGUCAGACUCCGAGUCGGAGGAGGAGGGCCUGGGAGGCCCCGCCUUGCAGGCUGAAACUCCCGAGGUGCCCAGCAAGACGCAGAUCAUCUUCUGCAGCCGCACCCACUCCCAGCUGUCCCAGUUUGUGGGGGAGCUGCGGCGCACCCGAUUCGCAGACAGCCUCUCCCUGGUGGUUUUGGGCUCCCGUGGCGCGCUGUGCAUCAACGAUGCGGUCGCCCGCCUGGGCUCACCCGCCGCCGUCAACGAGGCCUGCGCCGAGCUCCAGCGCCGCCCCGCGCCGCGCAAGAAGGUGGGGAGCGGGGAGAGGACGGGCGGGAAGGGCGCCUGCCCUUACCUCGCGCGCAGCGGCGCGCACGCCGCCAGCCUCCGCGACAUGGUGCUGGCCCACCCCAUUGACAUCGAGGAGCUCGCCAAGCUGGGUGAGCUGGGGAUUGUUUCAGGGCAGCGACGGGCCGUCUGCCCGUACUAUGCCGCGCGGGAUGCCCUGCCGGAGGCCGACAUCAUCCUUGCACCAUACUCGGCCUUGCUGCUGCGUGAGACGAGGGAUGCCCUGGGUCUGCAACUCAAGGGCAACGUCGUCGUCGUCGACGAGGCGCACAACCUCGUCGACGCCGUGAACGACGCGCACUCGGCGACGGUCACGGGCCGCCAGGCGGCCGCCUGCACGGCCCAGAUGGAGCGGUAUCUCGCGCAGUACCGCUCCCGCCUGGGCAUGCAGGCCUGCCUGGCCCUGCAGCAGCUGCUUCUGGUGUCGCGGGCAGUGGGGCGGGCGUGCGCCGCGCGACCGCAAGGCAGUCAGACCGGCGAGGCGCACGCGCGCUCUCUCAACGCGUUCGUGCUCGAGCACGGGCUGGAGGGCGUCAACAUCUUCCAGCUGCUGCGGUAUGCAAGUGAGACCAGGCUGGUGCAGCGGGUGGCCGGCUACUGGCGCAGCUGCGAAAUGGAAAACUCCGGGCCGGGGUCAAAUUCAGUGCCCGGCAUGGAGGCUGGAAAGCCCGGCGGCGGCGGCGGCGGCCUUGGGAUUGAGGCGGCGGGGCAGGGCCCGCUCCACGCCCUCCUCUCCCUGCUGCGGGGCCUGCGCAGCGCGGACAAGGACGGGCGCAUAAUCGUUGACCCCGGGGGGGCUGAUGGGGGCAGUCUGCGCUUUGUCCUGGUGGAUGCGGGCCGGCUCUUCUCCAGCAUCGUAUCCGAGGCUCGCUCCGUCAUCCUGGCGUCCGGGACGCUGUCCCCGUUGGGACCCCUCCUCACCCUCUUCCCAGGCGUUCCCAUGGACCGCCUGCACCGUUUCUCAUGCGGUCACGUGGUCGGGAAGGAACGGCUGCUGGCCCUGGCUCUGGCCUCCGGGUCAUCCGGCACCCCCUUGGACUUUCGAUUCUCCAGGCGGGGCGACCCGGCGGUGCUGAGGGAGCUGGGCCAGGUGCUCCUGAACGUCUGCCGUGUGACCCCCGGGGGGACCAUUGCCUUCUUCCCCUCCCACCACUAUAUGGAGGAGGCGGUGGCGAGCUGGAAAGCCAGUGGCCAGUGGACACGGCUAGAGGCAUGCGUGCCGGUAUUGCUGGAGCCCCGCACGGCGGCCGAGGUGGAUGCCACCCUGGUGGCGCACGCUGCAGCGUGCGCCCCCCCUCCCACCUUUGGAGCCCUGCCAUCGGGCCCCCCCCCGCGCCGACUGGGCUGCCUGCUCCUAGCCGUGGUGGGCGGCCGCCUGGCAGAGGGCAUCAACUUUGGCGACGCGCUGGGUCGCGCCGUGGUCAUGGUGGGCCUGCCCUACCCAAACCCCGCAGACCCGGAGCUGCGGGAGAGGCUACGCGCCAUGGACGCCGCCGCUGCUGCUGCCUCUACAAGCCUGGGGAUACAGGGGCCUGCCUUGCAGCCGCCGCCCAGCAGAGGCCAUUACCAGGACCUGUGCAUGAAGGGUGUGAACCAGUGCAUCGGGCGGGCCAUCCGCCACUCUCGGGAUUACGCGGCGGUGCUACUCCUGGAUCCAAGGUAUGCCGAGAGUUUUACCAAGCCGCUCAGACCACCCCUGGCCAAGCUCCCGGCAUGGAUCCUGCCUUCGCUGGAGGUGCCUCAGGGAGGUUUUGGGCCGGCCUACACACGGCUGGUCCGAUUUUUCAAGGCCAUGCAACAGACUGAAGGCUGA
This is a messenger RNA of Auxenochlorella protothecoides, 2652 nucleotides long. RefSeq names its product putative ATP-dependent RNA helicase DDX11. The coding region runs from base 1 to 2652 and encodes 883 amino acids. Gene Ontology annotation, molecular function: hydrolase activity, acting on acid anhydrides, in phosphorus-containing anhydrides; DNA binding; ATP binding. NCBI's taxonomy places the organism in Eukaryota, Viridiplantae, Chlorophyta, Trebouxiophyceae, Chlorellales, Chlorellaceae. The transcript has 11 exons. The record is from RefSeq and is a predicted model, not a curated record. Gene Ontology annotation, cellular component: nucleus. Gene Ontology annotation, biological process: nucleobase-containing compound metabolic process; establishment of sister chromatid cohesion.